Trametes versicolor FP-101664 SS1 is the source of this 1160-nucleotide messenger RNA. RefSeq lists its product as uncharacterized. The coding region runs from base 108 to 1160 and encodes 350 amino acids. NCBI's taxonomy places the organism in Eukaryota, Fungi, Basidiomycota, Agaricomycetes, Polyporales, Polyporaceae. The record is from RefSeq and is a predicted model, not a curated record. The transcript has 2 exons.
UCUUGUUCUAUAUAUUCUCGCGCUCCCUUCCUCAGCUACGCCCUGUUGACAUUGAUCCCGCCAGGCCCACACCGUACUGCGUACGUCCCACUAGCCUGUGUAUAAAAAUGAACACCACCUCCUACACGACCUUCGCCAACGUCUCCCCCCGCCUCCCGCCCACGUCGAACAUCCUCGACGCCCGCCAGCGCACCCGCCUCAUCCGCACCACCCGCAAGCUCGGCGCAGUCCUCGGCACGACCCCCCAGCUCCUCGAGCAGGAUACCUCGUGUCCGAGCCCACCUCUCCUCCCUAUCGCCGGCCGCCGCUCGCCCGUCCGCAAGACCUCCGCGUACGCAAAGCGUCGCCAGGGAUCUGUCUUCGAGCUCCCUCCACCUACCGCUGCGACGUUCUACGACUCGUCUUCAGACGCGUCCUCCUCCGCCUCCUCGCUCUUCCUCCCGCGCACCAGUCUGGAUUCCGUCACCUCCAUCGAGUCCUCGGCGAGCCUCCCGGCGCCGAAGUCCUUCACCCGGCACGUCCGCGAGAAGUCGCGCUCCAAGGGCAAGCAGGCACCUCUCCCUACGCCGCUCGUCCUCCGCCUCAACGCCGUGGCCUUGCCGCCGUCUGACCCCCGCGUGCAGUGCCCCAUCACCCCAGACACCUCCUCCACCCUCACCCUCGCACAGUCCGCGUCCCGUUCCGGCGGCAUGCUCCCCGUUACGCCUACCACGCCGGUCACCCCGACUGCGACCGAGACGCGCCGGAAGCGGCUCGCGAAGCUGAAGCGCACGCUCGGCGAGAACGUCCCCGCGGAGCUCAUCCUCCCCUUCCGCUCCUCCCCCCGCUCCCGCCGUCAGUCCACGGCUGCCUCCCCCGCGACCGCGAGCUCCUCGUCGACCACAUCGCCCGUCCCGCCCACGCCUCGCGCGCAGGCGACGCUCCCGCGCAUAAAGCCGCAGGCGCAGCCGAACCGCAGGCGCAGCAUGUCCGUCGACUACUCGCACCCACAGCAGACCGCGUCCGCGCCCGAGUGCUCGUCCACUGCCUCCUCGCCCGCGUCCGAUGACCGCCCGAACUCGCGCGUGUGGGUUACGGGCGCGGGGACGUGGACGGGCGAGUGGAACCGCAAGGACAUCCGCGAGGUCGGGAUCAUCGUGACUAUGGUGCGGGGCGUCUAG